This is a messenger RNA of Molossus molossus (Pallas's mastiff bat), 2050 nucleotides long. RefSeq names its product elongator acetyltransferase complex subunit 6 (gene ELP6). NCBI's taxonomy places the organism in Eukaryota, Metazoa, Chordata, Mammalia, Chiroptera, Molossidae. The record is from RefSeq and is a predicted model, not a curated record. The transcript is spliced from 7 exons. Gene Ontology annotation, biological process: tRNA wobble uridine modification. Gene Ontology annotation, cellular component: elongator holoenzyme complex. Bases 82 to 882 code for a protein of 266 amino acids.
AGUGCUGUCUGCUCCCCGUGUACCGUCGUCUCCGCGGCAGUUUUAGUUCCCGGUCCCGAGCGCUGGCCCCCGGAGCUCGGAAUGUUCCCAGAACUCAAUAACCUUCUCAAUACCGCCCCUGACAAGGUGGAGCAGGGAAAACUGACUCUGCUCUGUGAUGCGAAGACAGAUGGCAGUUUCCUUGUGCACCACUUUCUCUCCUUCUACCUCAAAGCUAAUUGUAAAGUCUGUUUUGUGGCGCUUAUCCAGUCCUUUAGUCACUACAAUAUUGUGGGACAGAAGCUGGGUGUCAGCCUGACCGCGGCACGGGAACGUGGGCAGCUCGUGUUCCUUGAGGGUCUUAAGUCUUCAGUGGACAUCUUCUUCCAGACUGAGGAGCAGCCACACCCCCUGCAGUUCCUCAGGGAGGCCAACACUAGCAACCUGCAGCCACUGUAUGAGUUUGUGCAGGAGGCCCUGAAGCCCGUGGACCAUGAGGAGGCUGCCUGGAGGUGCCCGGUACUGCUGGUGGAUGACCUCAGUGUGCUGCUGAGCCUGGGCGUGAGGGCAGUGGCCGUGCUGGACUUCAUCCACUACUGCAGAGCCACUGUGUGCUGCAAACUACAGGGAAAUAUAGUGGCCCUUGUGCAUGACAGUGGAGACGCCGAGGACGAGGAGAAUGACAUCCUGUUGAAUGGCCUUAGUCACCAGAGCCACCUGGUCCUGCGGGCUGAGGGCCUAGCCACCGGCUUCUGCAGGGACGUGCAUGGGCAGCUGAGGAUCCUGUGGCGGAGACCAUCGCAGCCCACCCCCCAGAGGGAUCGGAGCCUCACUUACCAGUACAAGAUACAGGACAAGAGCGUGUCCUUUUUUGCCAAAGGAAUGUCUCCUGCUGUUCUGUGACCUAAGGGGCAGACAGCGCUCUCUUGGGCUGUUCCGGAAGUGGAGAAUGAAGCAACCAAGCAGGGACGGAUCUUCACGCCUUUGUGGCGGUGUUUCAGGCUGCAGCGACUCGGGGAUGUCGAGUGGAGCUGUGGCAGGUGCUUUGUCCCGGACCUUGUUCAGAAAGCACACGAGGAGCUCGCGACCCUGCCUCUGCUGAGAGAGACAUUGAAGCUGCGUGAAAGGGGUCCUCUGGAGUCUUCCAUGUAAAUACACUUGUGCCUUUAGAGCCAGAGUGGGCAUGAAUGUGCCAGUCGGGACAGUCCUGGAUGGCAGGUGUCCUAGGGGACAGAUAGGGCAAUCGUGGCUGGCAUAAAUUGAGUUCCCACAUCGUGGUUUCCUGUGGGCUACCUUGUUUAGUUUUCGCCUUUAUCUUGCAAAGGUGUUUUUCCUACGUCCAGUGAGGAAACAGGCUUGGCGAGAUGUAGUAGCUCCAGGCUGUAGGGUAGGCUGUGGGGAGGAGGCCUGAUUGAGGCCACACUGGCAGGCUGCCAGUGGAAGGUGAGAUGGGCGCCCCACCCAGUUCACAGCUUGGGCCCCACCGGGUUCUGUGGUGCCUUGCCCACAUUCUGAUGAGACCCGGCCAGCAAGCACCUGGCACCCUGGAAGUGGUCGCCUGAGGCCUAUGUAGGGCCCAGGUGUACAUGGCCUUGGUGAGGGUAUAAGAAAUGUUUUUGCUGGCAGGAUGGGGCCUUGGCAAGUAGCUGGUGCCUCCCUCACCUGUGAAGACCACAGGAGGUGAGCUGUUGCCCCAUCAUCCAGUAGAUGCCAACUUGCCACACUCAGCCCCUCGGCCAGGGUCAUCUCAAUGGGACCAGGCCGAUUCUCAAAGUGUAUGUGAAUUAUAUCACAGUGGAUUUGAUUUUUUAAAUAAAUAAAAUGAAAGAAAAACACUGCUUUGCGGUGACUAGGAGAAUUUGAAUUGUUUUUUAGUUUUACUACAUUUUCAGUCUUUGUGACAGGGACAGUUUAUCACCCCCCUCUAAUCAUACUAUUGUGUUGGUCUUCCCACUGAAACAGUAGCUGCUUUUCUUCUCAGAAUACUGCAGGCCUGAUGAAUAUUUGAAAAUUAUGAGUUUAAGUAACUUAAGAAAAAGUAGUUAUUUAGGAAUCUAAUGACUUUUAUUAA